CAACACCAUGCUCAUCCUGCCCCUCCUCUGUUUGUUCUUUGCGCAAUGCAGGCAGCAGCAGCCCCUCUGUUUGUUUGUUUGUGGUCAACGCGAUGAAAUCAUAUUCAGCAACAGGGCUCUCUUUUCCCUUUUCCCGCCUCUUAGUCCCGUCCAGGGGCCGCUGGGAAAGUGCACACAGGACUGCAUUUUCCAACGUUCGUUGGAUGCGGAGCCAAGGAAACAAAGACCGUGCUCUAUGACCAUGAUGACCAAUCGGAAGGUAAUGUGGUUUUUUUUUUUCAUGGUUUUUGGUCGUUAGGGCAGAGCUAGUAGUCUAUGAAAGUCUCCCGCAUCGUCAUCUGUUUUCAUUCAUAGCGGAACUCUAAAACCAGGACCACAGUUCCUGUAAUCGUGGUAUAGCCAUGGACCUGUACCGCAAGGGGCCAACUUUUUUCGAAUGUCUCGUAUUUGCGGCAAAGCGCAGAAAGAAAAAAAAGAAUGAAGGCAGACCUGCGGCAAAGAAAGAAAAAGCACGCACGGAAAAUGGGACCCAAAAGUGGAGGAAAGAUAGAUCGACCGAAGGGGAAGAAUUUGGUAAUGGUGCAGGAGCUGCAAGUUUCUUUGCUUUAUUUUUUGUUUUCUUCAUUUUUGUUUGCUCUAAAUAAGAACCCUUUGUUAUUGUGGCCCAAGUGUCAUUGCAC
This is a messenger RNA of Gamsiella multidivaricata, 680 nucleotides long. RefSeq lists its product as uncharacterized. Lineage: Eukaryota; Fungi; Mortierellomycota; Mortierellomycetes; Mortierellales; Mortierellaceae. The transcript has a single exon. The coding region runs from base 8 to 298 and encodes 96 amino acids. The record is from RefSeq and is a predicted model, not a curated record.